CCUUCCAUAUAUCCCAAUGCCCAACCAUUUCAUCAGAAUAAGGAAAAAGCCAUAGCGCUCUCAGACCCAGCGCCCGAGGUCCUCAGACCUCUGCACAUGCCCGCCCUAGGGGCUGUGCUCGAGGUCUCCGCCGCCCCCAUGUCUCGGCCACACUCGCCAACGCCACCUCAACCAUCGAAAACGCCGUCGCUGGCUCAACCGCGGAUGAUAUCUCCUCUUUACAAGCAGCACUCGUGGUCCCCGGACGCCUAUCGCGACGAGGCGUGGCUCCGGCGCAAAGGAAACAGCAAGAACCGCCGGAGCAAGAGCGUGACCGACGAGGAUCUCGACGAGCUCAAGGCCUGCAUCGAGUUGGGAUUCGGCUUCGAAGACUCGCCUUCGCCCGAGGUGGAUUAUAAGCGCUUGUCUGAUACUUUGCCCGCUCUGGGCCUCUAUUACGCCGUCAACAAGCAAUAUAACGACACCGUUUCCAAGUCAACCACCACGCCGCCGUCUUCUUCCACGGCUUCGGAGUGCGACAGCACUCCGUCUCCCCUCGGUAGUCCCCUCAACCUCUUCGGCCCCGGUAAAUAUCAUGUGAUAAUCCUCAGACGGUGAAGACAAGGUUGAAACAGUGGGCGCAAGUGGUUGCUUGUUCUGUGCGGCAAUGUUCAAGCUAAUGAAUGAAUGAUAUAUAUCGAUAUUGUAUGAGGUUUAAGUGCGAACCAAACCAGAGUUGUCAAAGUAACCAGACACCAACGUCAACCAACUUGAUAUGAUUCCCUUCCCCUACCGACUCUUUGCUUGUUUUAGUUAUUUUUAAUUAGCGAGAUUAUGAAAGUAAAUGUGAACGAAAACCCUUUUAAAUGGAAACCAACUUGUACUGUUUGACUU
Messenger RNA from Juglans microcarpa x Juglans regia, 873 nucleotides. RefSeq lists its product as uncharacterized. Lineage: Eukaryota; Viridiplantae; Streptophyta; Magnoliopsida; Fagales; Juglandaceae. The transcript has 2 exons. Bases 97 to 597 code for a protein of 166 amino acids. The record is from RefSeq and is a predicted model, not a curated record.